AUGCGGUCAGGACAGCGGAUAGUUAGUGAUGAGGAGGAGCAAGUUAUCGGCGUGCCAACGGCCCAGGUCACUAGUAACAUGCCAGUCCUUGGUCCCAGCGCCGAUUCAACUCCACUUCGAGGACUUCUGAUCGCCAUCUUCAUCCUAUUGUCCCUACCGCGUUGUCGCAGCACGGAUCUAGGACAAUGCACUACAGCGUUGGGCAUGGAAAGCGGAGAAAUCCCCGAUGAAGACAUCUCGGCAAGUUCUAUGUACGAUCCCAGCCUCGGACCGAAACAUGCCAGGCUACGACAAGACAAGGGUGGCGGCGCUUGGUGCCCGAGAAAUAUGGUAACCAAGGAAGGCAAGGAGUACCUGGAGGUGAAUCUGCACACUCCGCGUUUACUGACGUCCACCAAGACGCAAGGCAGAUUCGGCAAUGGCAACGGGGUCGAGUACACCGAGGAAUACUUCGUCGAGUAUUGGCGGCCAGGGUUCAACAAGUGGGUGCGAUGGAGGAAUCGACGUGGCAUAGAGCUUUUGGUGGGCAACAACAAUCCGUAUUCGGAGGAGGAACAAAUCUUCGAUCCAACUAUAAUCGCAACAAAAAUCCGUUUUAUCCCUUAUACCUCUCAUAUGCGCACAGUAUGUAUGCGCGUAGAGCUUUACGGCUGUUCAUGGACAGAGGGUCUCGUUUCGUAUUCCAUGCCCCAAGGAAUCAAGAGGGGUUCCGAGGUUGACCUUUCCGACAGGACGUACGACGGCCGCGAAGAAGCGGGUUACCUCUCCGGGGGACUUGGUCAACUUGUCGACGGGCAAAAGGGUCCCGACAACUUCAGAUUGGACGUCAGCGGCAACGGAAAGGGAUACGAAUGGGUCGGCUGGAGAAACGACACACCCAACAUGCUUGGACGUCCGGUGGAAAUAACUUUCGAGUUCGACUACUCGAGGAACUUCACUGCCAUACACCUACACAUGAACAAUUACUUCACGAAGGACGUGCAGGUUUUCUCGUACGCGAAGGUCUACCUCGGCACAGGUGGCAAUCAGUUCAUCGGCGAACCUGUCCAUUUCUCUUAUAUACCCGAUCAAGUGCUCGAACAGGCGCGCGAGGUCACCAUAAAGCUGCAUUCGCGCGCCGGCCGCUUCCUAAAAUUGCAGCUCUACUUCGCCGCGCGGUGGAUCAUGCUCAGCGAGGUAAUCUUCGAAUCAGUUAUCUCCGAAUGGAACAAUACCGAGGACGAGGAGGCGAAGAACAAGAGCGCUAUUGUACUGGCGACCGGCAGCCCCUAUCAAAAUAACGAGGGUCCACUGCAGAGAGACGAAGUGAAGGCUACUUUUAAUAAGGAGGAAAGCAAAGAUAACACCUUUCCAGAUAAGAGCAAGGAGCCGGAAUCGAAGCAGUUUGUCGGUUUAGUUAUCGGCAUCCUGACGACCGUAAUUGUGAUGCUGCUCGCGGCGAUCAUGUUCAUCUUCUAUAGGAACCGUAGGCUCAAAGCUGCUCUCGCACCGUCAAACUUCUACGAUCAACAGGGUGAUCUCAAGGUCUCCGUGCCGGAGGAGGGCGAGGACAAGGGACCAAUUUGCCCCCCGCUUCCGGCGCAGUACCAUCCAGCCACCUACAGCACGACGACGCCGCAAUUACACAAAACCGUCACGGAUUACCCUGGAAUCAACGAGGUGCAGCCGGUUAUUCCGCUCCUGCUUAACUCAACGAUCAAUCUUGCCAGGCCAAUUCCGGCGGUCCAAGAAUAUCCGUCUAACCCACCACCCAUACCGCCCCCGCCGGAAAAGUAUUACGCCAGCACGGAGAUCUGUAAGAGUCCUCUACCACCACUGCCACCCUCGCCAACACCAAGCACCCCACCGCCAAUGAGCGCGAAAGCCUCUAGCAGUAUAACUAGCUACAGUCCGGAGGAUAUGCUAACGGAGGAAGAGGAAGAGAUACCUGAGUGUGUCCUUGAUUUUCCACGGGAAAAACUCAACAUCGUUGAAAACCUUGGUUGUGGAUACUUUGGCGAUGUUCACCUUUGCGAAGUUGACAGGUUUCCUGGAUACGACGAGGUUUUCAAAAAUACCUCCAGCGAUCUAGUUAUCGUUAAAUCCUUAAAACCAGGAUCUUCUGACGCUCUUAGGAUAGAAUUUCAACAGGAGGCAAAGAGACUGGUACGACUCGCCGAUCGAAAUGUCGCGCGGCUACUCGGUGCCAGCCUUGAGAACGAUCCCAUGUGCAUCGUAUUGGAAAACGGCGAAUACGGGGAUUUGAAUCAAUAUCUGCAGAGUCACAUCGCCGAAACUUCAAACUUGCACACGGCCAAGACGCUUAGUUUCGGCACAUUGGUUUACAUGGCCACGCAAAUAGCAUCCGGCAUGAAGUAUCUUGAGGAAAUGGACUUCGUGCAUCGGGAUCUCGCCACAAGAAAUUGUUUAGUGUGCCGCGGAUGCACGGUUAAAGUAUCUGAUUUGGGUAGCGGACGAAGCGCAUAUGCGGCGGAUUACUUCCGUGUCGAAGGACGUCCUCCAUUACCGAUUCGAUGGAUGCCAUGGGAAUCAAUGCUAAUGGGAAGACAUACUUGCAAGGGCGACGUCUGGGCGUUUGCCGUCACGCUGUGGGAAAUACUGACAUUCGCGCGGGAACAGCCGUUUGAGGAGUUUCCGGAUCAUCGAAUAGUGGAGAAUGCGACUUACUUUUAUCAAGAGGAUGAGCGAAGGAUGAUACUGCCACUGCCAAAAAACUGUCCCAAAGAGAUCUACGAUCUGAUGCGCGAAUGUUGGCAGAGGAAUGACGUCGACAGACCAAACUUUCGCGAGAUCCAUCUGUUUCUGCAACGAAAAAAUCUCGGUUACAAGCCCGGUGAGUCGAACGAUACUUGAUAUAGAGAACUGGAAGGCUGGAACCUUAUCCGGCUUUCUAUGAUCGGCGAAUUAAAUGGUAAUUGGUGGAACUGCCCUUCAUCGACCAAGCUAGACCAAGUCAGACCAAGUUAGUACCUAUAAGGGUGACGAUUCAUAAAUCGGCUAUAACGAACGUAAACUGUUUGUAAUGACAUGGUCGGACGCGUGUCCAUCGUGUCCAUAAUAACUACAUUGUACGGUGACACUUGGGUGCGAGAAAAAGAUAUAGGAGUCUACGAGCUGAUCGCGCCCAGAACUUUUCACGGUUCACGAUAUUAAUGUCCCUUUUUUUAACCGUCGCCAUACAUCGUUGUGAACAGCGCUGUGAAUUUAAUCGAUAACCGGUAUG
This is a messenger RNA of Cyphomyrmex costatus, 3223 nucleotides long. RefSeq names its product discoidin domain-containing receptor 2 (gene Ddr). The record is from RefSeq and is a predicted model, not a curated record. The transcript has 17 exons. Gene Ontology annotation, biological process: multicellular organism development; protein phosphorylation; cell surface receptor protein tyrosine kinase signaling pathway. Gene Ontology annotation, molecular function: collagen binding; protein tyrosine kinase collagen receptor activity; ATP binding. The coding region runs from base 1 to 2853 and encodes 950 amino acids. Gene Ontology annotation, cellular component: signaling receptor complex; plasma membrane. Lineage: Eukaryota; Metazoa; Arthropoda; Insecta; Hymenoptera; Formicidae.